Molecule: messenger RNA, 3307 nt
Organism: Cataglyphis hispanica
Lineage: Eukaryota; Metazoa; Arthropoda; Insecta; Hymenoptera; Formicidae
Product: putative helicase MOV-10
Exons: 11
Coding region: 597-2771 (724 amino acids)
Molecular function (GO): RNA binding; 5'-3' RNA helicase activity
Source: RefSeq, a predicted model, not a curated record
AUGUUUAAAAACGCGCCUACAUUAUAUAGAAAUUGUUCAUAACAUACAUAAAUAAGGGCCAAUUUCACCAACUCCGGUCAACUCUGGUUAGAUUAAUCGACGGUUAAAAUUAGGGUGCCAACAGAAAAUAAAGGUGAAGGAAAACCAAGCAUUCUUAUUAUUUCAGUUACCACCCUGCCAUCGGUUAAUCUAAUUGGACUUGGCCCUAUUGUAAUUUUUACUUUAUUUCAAGAUACACAAUCGACUUUCCUAUCUCUAGUUACAUAAACUCUAUGGAAUAGCUAUAGUCACAUAACCCCUAUAGUUUAGAUUUCUUAUACAAUGUGUGUGGAAAUCCCCUUUUUCAUUUGAUACGUUUUGAUAAAAGAGAAUUGUGAGACAUGGAGAUAACAAAGCAAAACGAAGUCGCAUGGAUUAGAUUAUAAAUCAGUGCUUUGUUUGGUUCUUGUCAGCAUUUAUAUAAUUUUGAAAUACUUCAAAUAUUUAACAUAUUCAUUAUUUUGCAAAGCGCGCAUAAAUACUUUCAACUUGACGGAUAAUAUAUAUCUUAAUAUAUAUUUCAUCCAACAUAUUGAAUAUAUAUCUACUUUUAUAUUAUGGCAAAGAAUCAAAACCCAGAUCCUGUGGAUUGUACAACAUUUGCAUUAGCACAAAUAUUUAAGCCACCAAUGAUUACAUUUCCACGUUACUUAUCUCUUGCUUUACAAAAUCAUUUGGUGGAACACAAUUCCCUUCCACAAAGAUGUAACGAUUAUAUGAAAUGCAUUAAGAGUUUGUCUAAUAUACAAAAAAUAGAUUAUGAUGAUUACUUGAUUAUAUUAAAAAUAUGUUUAUAUCUAGAACAGUUUGAAUUAGAUCGUGAAGUAUAUCGUCAUAGAUUGUUAAAUCAUAAUGUUAAGAGUUCCAAUUUAAAAGAAUGUUUCAUUAUUAAUGUGCCAUCUCUGAAUAAUGGGAAUUCUGUAAUUGUACCAGAUGAUAAAGUGACUCUUUAUGAAGCCAUUUCAAAAAAAACAAUUUGGGCUAAAAUUAUCAAAGUGACAGGAAACGAAGUAACAAUACAACCACAUUCUUCUAAAGAUGCAGAAAUAUUCAGAGACAAACAAAAAAAGUUUAAUAUAAAUUUUCGGAGUAGACAUUGGCCAUUAAGAUGUUGUCAUUAUGCAUUGAUGAUAAUGUAUCAAAAACGCAAUUUGGUGGAAAUUAUAUAUCCCAAACUCAAGGCAAAUAGUAUAGAUUUAAAUGACGACAUAAAAUGGAUAAAUACUAACAUAGAGAAGAACAAAGAACAAAAACAAGCAAUAAAAAAGAUCUUGAAUAAAACGGCAUACCCAGCACCUUAUAUAAUUUUUGGUCCUCCAGGCACUGGGAAAACAGCAACAUUAGUAGAGACUAUAAGUCAAAUUGUGAAACAUUAUCCUAUGAAAAAUAUAUUGGUAUGUGCAACAUCUAACACAGCGGUUGAUGAAAUUACAAAGAGACUAAUUGGAAAUGUGCCAGCAAGCAUAGUGUAUCGAAUGUAUGCACCAUCUAGACCAUGGGGAAAUGUCGAUGAAAAAAUUCGGCCAUGUACAAAUUUUGUUGACAAAACUGCCAUCUUUUUGCCAAAAGAGAUACUGUUAUUAAAAAGAAUUAUUAUUACAACAUUAAUAACAUCCAUAAGAUUAUGUGCUGUGAAUUUUCGAGAGAAUCACUUUUCUUAUAUAAUUAUUGAUGAGGCGAGUCAAGCGAUUGAGCCAGAGAUGUUGAUUCCUCUAAUGAUAACAAAUGGAAAAUAUGAAGAUGAAAGGAUUGAGUCUCAAGCACAAAUCGUUAUUGCAGGUGAUCCGCACCAAUUAGGACCUGUUGUUCGCGCCAAAUGGAGCAAACAUCUUUUUGGAAUAUCUAUGUUAGAAAGAUUAAUGAAUGAUUGCGAUCCAUAUAAGAAGCAGAAUGGAAAAUACAAUCCAAACUAUAUAACGAAAUUGGUUAAAAAUUAUCGUAGUCAUGAAAAACUUCUAUAUGUAUCAAAUAAACAAUUUUAUUCUGAAGAAUUGGAAGCCUGCGGAGGUGCUGAUACACAAAUUGCAUUGAACUGGUCAAAGUUACCUAAUAAAACAUUUCCUAUGAUAUUUCAAGAGGUUCUAGGCAAAGAAGAGAGAUCUCUAACCCGAAGUGUCUCUAACUCAGCUGAAGUACUAGUAGUGAUACAAUAUGUGAAAAUGUUGAUUAAUACAAAAUUGGGAAAGCGCAUGAUAACGCCGAAAGAUAUCGGAAUAGUAACGCCUUUUAAGCAACAACAGAUUCAAAUUAUUAAUCGUUUAGCAGAGAUACAAUUAGAAAACAUAGCUGUGGGAACAGUUGAGACAUUUCAAGGACAAGAACGAACUGUGAUAAUAUUGUCAACAGUACGAUCCAAAAUCUUUGAACACGACAAUAUACAACAUAUUGGUUUCUUAUCUAACUCAAAGAGAUUUAAUGUUGCUUUGACACGUGCAAAAGCACUUAUGAUAAUAGUAGGCAAUCCAAAUAUUCUUUGCACAAAUGAUAACUGGAAAGUACUUUGGGAAUAUUGUAAAAAGCAUGGCGCAUGUAUCCCAUUCAAACGAUCCCCGUUAAAACCAAAUAAAAUUGCGAAAUUAAUAAGCGAUUACGAAGCAGAUAUGAAUACCGAUGAUAAUAACGUAUUAAAUGCGACAAAAAUAUCUGUUACUGUAGAGCUUGGAAAGAACAAAAAAGAGGAAUUAUCAAAUGUAUUAGUGCGUGCAAUGGAGAAAAAAUUAACUUUAACAUAGAAAAAAAUAUAGCUGAUUGACAGAUAUAUGGUCCUUAAGGACAUUAAUUGUUUUGGUUUAUCGUGAGAUAUAUGUAUAUCAGAAUUUAAUCUAGUAUUUAUAUCUCGUUUCUUUAAGUACGUUAUUCGAAAUGUACAUAUAUAUAUUAAUGAUCAGUAUUAAGUAUAAUACAUCAGAAUUAAAUUGCUUUUUAAAUAUGUAAUAACUGUCUGAUAAUAUCGAGUUUAAUGACAUUUAUUUAAAAAAAUUAUAUAAAAAAUUUGUCCCUAAAAAUAUUUUUACGGAUGAUAUUUUAUACAUAUAUGAUAUUGUAUAAAGUAUUUAUAACUGAAAUAGUAUGAUUUAAUGUUGUAUAAUUAAAAGUUAUAUUAUUGUAUUAUUAUAGUGGCGUAAACAAAAAAUUUUAUAUAAGAUAUUUUUAGACUGCUUUUUUUUGUACUAUGAUUUUAUAAUUGUAGAAUUAAUUUUUUUUAUAUUCGUGUUUUUUUUAUUAUGAAAAAUAUGCUUGUAACUGGGAUUAUAAGUCUUAUCUGAUC